AUGGGAUCCAGAGACGACUUAGAAGAGCAGUUCACUUUGAAUACUGACUACUUGCCACCAGGUACAUGUGACUUGGGGACUCAACAACUCAUAGCCAGACUUGCUGCAGAACAUGAGAUUGGUGAUCUGAGAGCCAAUGGUGCUAAUGAUGGAAAGAAGCAAGCAAGGAAAAGAAAGCUCAUCAGUCUUGUCGAUUCAGAAGAAGAAUCUGAUGUUGAAAUCACACUCCCAACGCGAUCGAGCAAGCCUCGCAGACAAACAACUUUUGGAACAUCCACGCGGAAGCCCAUGUUACAAUCCACUCUGGAUGCUGGUAGUGGCUCGUCCGCACGGGCUUGUAGACAGAAGAAUGUUCCUUUGAAAGCCUCGCAGAAGAAGAAGAAGAAGAACAAGAUUCAAGAGGACAUACCGGAGUUUGAUGAUGAUUUGGAAGAAGUUGAGUUGGGCGAGGCUGAAAUCGAUUUGCAAGAAAUAGAGAAUAGGCAAAGAUCAGGCGUGUGGACUGAUUUCAAGGUGGUUGAAAAACCCAGUGGAGAUUUGAAAGCUGUAUGCAAUCAUUUCAAGAAUGAGUAUGCGGUGGUAUUCUCACUCGCAUGGAACAAGUGGGUUGAGGAGUUGGCAGCUAAGACAAUUGUCCAGCAUGAUCUACCAUACUCUUACGUGGAGUAUGAAAGAGUGAGAGAGACAUGGAAGUAUUUGAAUGUUGAUGUCCAAUUCAUCUGUCGAGACACGGCGAAAUCAGAUGUGUAUCAAUUGUAUGAAAGCGAGAGAGAUACACUGAACCGGGAAUUAGCGAGUCUUCCUGGACGAGUCUCCUUCACGUCUGACUUGUGGACGUCACUGAAACGUGAAGGAUACAUGUGUGUGACAGGACAUUACAUUGAUCGGAAUUGGAAGUUGAACAACAAGAUCUUGUCAUUUAGUGCUCUACCACCACCACAUAACGGUAUGAGUGUUACGCUUCACCUUCUUGAUUCGCUGAAAGAGUGGGGUCUCAAGAAGAAGGUGUUCGCUAUCACAUUAGAUAAUGCUACAAGUAAUGACUCGAUGCAAGACAUAGUCAAAUCGCAGCUGUUAUUAAGUGAUGAUUUAUUAUGUGGAGAAGAAUUUUUCUAUGUCAGAUGUGCUGCUCACAUACUUAACCUGAUAGUGCAAGAUUGUUUGAAGGUUAUUGGAGGCACUUUGUACAAAGUAAGAGAGAGUAUUAAGUAUGUGCUAGCAUCAGAAACGCGGGAAGAGUUGUUUGAAAAAUGCGUGAAUGCUGUAGGUAUAACUGAAAACGCGGGUCUGAUCUUGGAUGUGCAGACAAGAUGGAACUCGACUUACUAUAUGCUUGAAAGAGCCAUCAAGUACCGUAAAGAAUUUGUUAAGUUGGAGACAUUUGAUAAGAGAGGAUAUAAAGUGGCGCCUACAACUGAGGAAUGGAUGUUCGCUGAGAAGAUAUGCCAAUUUUUGUGCCCUUUCGCAGAGAUCACAAAACUGAUGUCAGGUUCUAAUUACCCCACCUCAAACUUGUAUUUUUAUCAGGUUUGGUCCAUCCAUGAGUGGCUUCAAAUAAAUGAGUACAACCAUGAUGAGAUUCUCAGAAAAAUGAUGCCACCGAUGAAAGAGAAGUUUGAUAAGUAUUUGGAUGAAGUUAGUUGUGUUUUUGCAAUGGCAGCAGUCUUUGAUCCAUGUUUCAAGCUUUCAAUUGUCGAGUGUUGCUUAGGGAAGCUUGACAUAAGUACACGUGAUGUAAAGUUGAAGAACUUGCGACAGAAGCUGAGUAUUUUGUUCGAGUCUUACGACAAAAAAUCUAAGGCUAACUCACCUUCAACAGAGCCACGUGAGACGGUUCCACAAAAUGUCAGUUCUGCAGGAUCAAUGGGACUGUGUUGGGAACUACCAAUCAACGGUGCUGCUACUGGAAAGACAGCUCUGGAAGCUUAUCUUGAUGAACCUCCUUUGGACAUUGAUAGUUUAGAGAGCUUGGACAUUCUUCAAUUCUGGAAAACUAACACUCAUCGUUAUGGUGAUUUGGCUGCAAUGGCUUGUGAUCUGCUUAGCAUUCCUAUCACAACAGUGGCUUCAGAGUCCUUCUUUAGUAUUGGGUCGCGAGUUCUUAACAAAUGCAGGAGCCGUUUACUCCAAAAAAAUAUGCAAGCUCUUAUAUGCACUAGGAAUUGGAUCAAAGGAUAUGAGGCUUAUGAACAUGAAGAUGAACUCGAUCCUGAAGAGGAGACAUUACCAUCUUUUGACUCCAUUGCCAAUGCUGAAAAUGAUGAUGAAGAAGUUUGA
Brassica oleracea var. oleracea is the source of this 2277-nucleotide messenger RNA. Its product is annotated as zinc finger BED domain-containing protein RICESLEEPER 2-like. The transcript is spliced from 5 exons. The coding region runs from base 1 to 2277 and encodes 758 amino acids. Gene Ontology annotation, molecular function: DNA binding; protein dimerization activity. NCBI's taxonomy places the organism in Eukaryota, Viridiplantae, Streptophyta, Magnoliopsida, Brassicales, Brassicaceae. The record is from RefSeq and is a predicted model, not a curated record.